This is a messenger RNA of Anopheles aquasalis, 345 nucleotides long. RefSeq names its product Dpy-30-like 1 (gene Dpy-30L1). NCBI's taxonomy places the organism in Eukaryota, Metazoa, Arthropoda, Insecta, Diptera, Culicidae. The record is from RefSeq and is a predicted model, not a curated record.
CAAAAACAAUUCGCGCGUCUCAAAUCCUUCGUCAUCGCGACCCUCUCUGAAUAAAGGGAAAAGUAAAUUAAACGGCGCAGCAGUAUGGAAAAAGAGAAUAAACUCGGCACCACAGAUAGCGGACGGAAAGCGGCAGCACGCGGAGACCUGCAAUCACUCCCGACGAGGCAAUAUUUGGACCAAACCGUAAACCCGAUCCUGCUGCAAGGAUUGAAGCUGCUGGCGAAGGAACGGCCCCAGGAUCCGGUGCAAUACCUAGCGAAUUUUCUCAUGAAGAACCGAGCCCGCGUCGACGACUCCAACGGCAGUGCAGACGAUGCUCAAUAAAUUAACGCUUUAAAUAUU